AUGGCGGCAGCGUCCUGCGGGCGGGAGCAGGGAGCGAGCAUGGCCGCCCUGGCCCGGCUGCAGGAGAGGCUGGAGGGACUCCGGGAGGAGUAUUUCCUCACGAACAGAGCUAUAGAUGAAGACAGAAAAAGAAAGUACAAAGCUGCUGUCAAGAUCCAGCGCUGGUUUCGAGUAUGCAGAUUACAAAUCUGUCUGAGGCAUCUGACCAAAAUGGUGAUUUUGAUACAGAAGUGGUGGAGAGGUUAUCUAAGAAGAAAACACUUCAGAGAAAUAGUGGAGAGAGCAUAUUUUAUUAAGAAGCUGAAAUUCUACAAUGAAAUGGCUGUCAGGAUCCAGAAAACGUGGCGAGGCUAUUACGUUCGGAAGUAUAUCCAUAAUUUUUAUGCACUGAAGAAAUACCUGAAAGCUGUUUCUAUGAAUAAUGAGUUUGUCAGGCAUGAACUUCAAGAGUACACAGAAAUGAAGGAAAAUGAAGAGAAAAUGAAAGACCUAGAAAAGAAAGACAAGGAAAAGAAAUACCAAGCCCGAAAGAUGCAUUACCUCCUUAGCACUAAGCAGAUUCCAGGCAUCUACAAUUCGCCACUCAGGAAAUCCCCAGAUCCAAUGGAACUGCUGCUACGGAAGUCAAAGCCACUGACCCACAGAAAGCAGCCAGAGAAGAGCCCCUUUGCUGAUGAGCUCUAUGGCUGGCCAACUUGUAAAGAGCCUCCAGCUUUUGUCACAUCACUGCCUCUGCUACCUGCUGACAGACAGAAACCUCAGGGGCCUUUCCGUGAUCCUGCUGAAGUGCUGCGGCAGCGCUACAAGCCUUUGGAACCAACCCUGCGAGUGAGAGAAUCGAUGUACUCAGCACCAGGCAAGGCCAGAGAGCCAACACGGAGGGAGGAAUGGAGAAAUCCCAUCCAUGACAAUGAAUUUCUGCCAUUUUCUUCAUAUCAUAAAAAUUAUGAGAAGUAUGAGCCAUCACUUUUUAAGUCAGACAAAUAUGGCCAAGAAGCUUAUGGAACUAAAUAUUUCAGAGAAGUAUAUCCUAAAAAGUGGGUAGCAGACAAGGACUUUGAAACAUUGUUUUCAUCAAUUGCUCUCUUUGAAAAGUUUGGAAAAACUUACUCCAGCACUGGGCAAAUAGUGUAAUUGUCCUGGAGACUGAAAAGCUUGAGACACAUGAAAAGUUGUCAAUAAAUGUAUUGCAGAAAAUACAUGGCAGCAUGUUGACUGAAUGUCCCAUAAAAUAUGCUUUUUGUU
This is a messenger RNA of Lonchura striata (white-rumped munia), 1245 nucleotides long. It is a transcript of the gene SPATA17, whose product is annotated as spermatogenesis associated 17. The record is from RefSeq and is a predicted model, not a curated record. Lineage: Eukaryota; Metazoa; Chordata; Aves; Passeriformes; Estrildidae. Gene Ontology annotation, biological process: establishment of meiotic spindle localization; spindle organization; mitotic cell cycle. Gene Ontology annotation, cellular component: spindle pole. Gene Ontology annotation, molecular function: calmodulin binding.